This is a messenger RNA of Arabidopsis arenosa, 1060 nucleotides long. Lineage: Eukaryota; Viridiplantae; Streptophyta; Magnoliopsida; Brassicales; Brassicaceae. The record is from the annotation of a GenBank genome assembly.
AGUCUAUUUUCAUAAGAUUCUUUCAGAAACUCCAGUUAGGUCUUGGGUGUCGGGUUGAAAUUUCUUAUCGCGUAGUGGGAGUUUUUUGUUGUGUAGUAUUGAAUUUGUCUGUCCAAAACAAUCAGAAGAGUAAUUGAUAUAUAUAUAUUUGGUGAUGGGGAUAAAGCAGAUAGAUGGUGAACAAGAUGACGACUUUCAAGAAGAUGAGUGCGAUUCCAACUAAAAAAGAUUUUGUUGAUGCGGUCGUUGCUCUUCAGAAACGAGCCCUCAAGGCUCCCACUUUUGAGGUGGACAUUUUUAUCCGUUGGUUCUACGUGAAUAAGGUUCAUAGCGCGCGGAAAUUCUUUUACCAUGGGAUCACUAAGGUUUUGGAUGAGUUUCCUUCCGUUGGUCAAACUCCUCCCAGCGGCCUGCGCUGUAGUCACUUGAGCCUCGCUCGAAACCAAUUGUUUGAUGCAAGGCAACUGAUUCACAGAAUCGACAAGUGUUAUGCGCAGCUACUGAAAAGUAAUGAUUGUGAUUCUCUCGACCAAUGCAAGCGUCUCAACGCUGCUGCUCUUGCGCUUAUGUUUACUGUUGCAGUGAGAUGCCUCCCCAGUCUGACUUAUCUCGACAAGCUCCGGCAGCUAAUGGUGGAUUUGGAAGAUGGCAAGGCUGAUGCUACUGUUGUCAAGUACUCCAUCUUCUUGUCUAGGGAAGACUGCACUGUCCCUAAACCUUAUUGCUUUGAUGCUCUGAAUGUUGACCAUGUUGUUCCUCUACAAACUUCGCUUUGGAUUGAGGAGUUGGAACGUGAACAUGGAUGCCCCCAGCCUCCACAGUGAUCAGCUGCACAAAAGCUCGUUUGCUUACAUAUCCUAUCAGUCUGUUAAAGAAAUCUUUCUUUUUUAUUAAUUAUGCUCUGUCCUUUUGUUUUUGCGGAUCUUUUCUUGUGGCCCUCUGUCUGGUUGUUUCCUUUUGUUUAACCCUCCUCUUCCAAUCUUAGAUGGACCCUUAUAUAAUCAUCUUUUUCUUUUUUCGUCUGGAUGAACAUGAAACCAAAGAAACCCUAUUUUCAGAG